AUGGACCAUCAAGCUGGCAAUUGGUAUAAAUGGUUUAUUGCUGCGGCGAGUUUGGCGACUGCCGGAUCGCUUUACUCUGCAUUUGUUGCCUCUAGAAAGCUCUCAAAGUUGGCACCCCCCAAAGAAGGAGUAGCAGAUUUAAUCGGUAACACCCCGAUGGUGAAACUGGAGUCCCUCUCAAAUUCGACGGGCUGUGAAAUCUAUGCAAAGCUUGAACUGUGCAAUCCCGGCGGUAGCGCCAAGGAUCGGGUGGCCCUGGGUAUAGUACGAGCCGCCGAACGCAAGGGCCUCCUCAGACCCGGAAUGCCUGAUAUAGUUUUUGAAGGGACUUCUGGAUCUACUGGAAUCUCGAUAGCCACGAUUUGUAAUGCGUUGGGCUACAAAGCGCAUAUUUCUCUGCCUGAUGACACUUCUGAGGAGAAACUAGCACUUUUGGAAAGUUUAGGGGCCCAAAUCAAUAAAGUGCGGCCUGCUGGAAUCGUCGAUCCCGAACAAUACGUCAAUGCUGCUCAGAGAGCGUGUAACGAUCUGAAUAGCAGUCAGGAGGUCAACUCUCAAGGUGUUUUUGCAGACCAAUUUGAAAACGAUGCAAACUGGAGAGUUCAUUACGAGGGGACGGGGCCGGAAAUAUAUAAGCAAAUGGAUGGUUGUAUGGAUGUGUUCAUCGCUGGCUGUGGGACUGGAGGAACGAUAUCGGGUGUUGCCAAGUACCUGCGAGAAAAGCUGGGUGACAAAUUGACAGUUGUACUAGCGGAUCCACAAGGCUCUGGAUUUUACAAUCGUGUGAAGCAUGGAGUAAUGUACGACCAAGUGGAGCAAGAAGGAACCCGAAGACGGCACCAAGUGGACACGAUCGUGGAGGGCAUCGGCCUCAAUAGGGUAACCCAUAAUUUCAGCCAAGGUGAAGCUUUCAUCGAUGACGCUGUGAGAGUGACCGACAGCCAAGCUAUUCGUAUGGCCAAGUUUUUGUCUGUCAACGAUGGGUUUUUCAUUGGGAGUAGUACUGCCAUCAACGCAGUUGCUGCCGUCAAAGUUGCCAAGCACUUGCCACCUGGAUCCAAGAUUGUGAUUAUUGCCUGCGACAGUGGCUCUAGGCAUCUUAGUAAAUUCUGGAAAGCGGCCAAACAAAUAGAUCCACGUAUCUCUUUACAAGAGGUACUCGACAGUCCUCGAUCGUGA
This is a messenger RNA of Lachancea dasiensis, 1179 nucleotides long. The record is from the annotation of a GenBank genome assembly. Lineage: Eukaryota; Fungi; Ascomycota; Saccharomycetes; Saccharomycetales; Saccharomycetaceae.